Molecule: messenger RNA, 882 nt
Organism: Striga asiatica
Lineage: Eukaryota; Viridiplantae; Streptophyta; Magnoliopsida; Lamiales; Orobanchaceae
Source: the annotation of a GenBank genome assembly
AUGACAACCGAGGGAAGCCAACAUUUUUUACGAUUACGCCCCUCGGCUCCCGCCGACCGUCACAUUGCCCGACGGCACCCUUCUCCACUUUUCCCAGGCCGAGCCAACCACCACACGAUCGGCGAUGCCACCUCGAUCGUGGGCUUUAUUCGGGAUUGGGCCAAACUCGGAGUAGUUCCAAAUUCUCGUCCGGUUUUCGAGAGGGACCUCAUCAAGGUCCCACAGGGAUUGGAUUCGAUUUAUUGGAACAACAUGAAAUGCGUUCCGUUCGGUUCGUCGUCGACUUUUCCCCUGCCUACGAACAGGGUUCGGGCGACUUUCGUUCUCGACCGAGCCCGAUUCAAGAAACUCAAGGAUUUAGUGGUUGCCGAAUUUUCCGAGCUUUUCCCACCCAUCGUCUUUUGUCGUGACUUCGGCUUACGUUUGGACGUCCGAUAUUCGGGCCCGUCUCAGCCCGCCAUUGCCCGAGAGCUACUUCGGCAACUGCUUAUCGGGCGGGCUUCCGAAAUCCGGCACCAUGAGCUUAUCGGGCCGGAUGGGUUUUUCUUGGCGGCCCGGGCCAUAGCCGAUGAGAUAAAAUACAAAUUAAAUGGUAUGGAUAAAAUUACGGAAUGGUUUGAGAAUGCGCCGAAGAUUAUAAGGUCGGUUUUGGGCAAGUGUUUGUUUUCCGUGUCUGGAUCGGUCAGGGUUGAUUUGUACGGUGCGGAUUUCGGGCUUGGGAGGGCCCGAAAGAUGGAGAUUUUAUCCAUCGAUGGGGAAAAAUAUACAAUGUCGUUGUGUAAGCCGAGGGAUUGUGAGGGAGGUUUGGAGGUUGGUAUGUCUUUGACCAAGGAAGUAAGGGAUGUGUUUGUUGGUCUUUUUAAUGAUGGGUUAAAUACUUAG